Molecule: messenger RNA, 2729 nt
Organism: Myotis daubentonii (Daubenton's bat)
Lineage: Eukaryota; Metazoa; Chordata; Mammalia; Chiroptera; Vespertilionidae
Gene: MAN1B1
Product: mannosidase alpha class 1B member 1
Biological process (GO): carbohydrate metabolic process; mannose trimming involved in glycoprotein ERAD pathway
Cellular component (GO): membrane; endoplasmic reticulum
Molecular function (GO): calcium ion binding; mannosyl-oligosaccharide 1,2-alpha-mannosidase activity
Source: RefSeq, a predicted model, not a curated record
GGCGCGAUGGGCGGGGUGUUGCCCGAGCUGCGAUGGCUGCCCGCGGGUGUCCCGGGAUCAGAGCCGCCGGCCCCCCGCACAGCCCGGCCUCCUGACGCCGCCCGCGGGCGGGGUCCCCCGGGCCGCCUCCGCCGCCGUCAUGUAUCCGCCCGCGCCGCCCGCACCGCGGCGGGACUUCAUCUCCGUGACGCUGAGCCUUGACCAGCGCGACGACGGCAGCAAAACCCGGCGGCGCCGCUCGUGCUGGCGGGCAUGGAAGCAGCUGUCCCGGCUCCAGAGGAACGCGAUCCUCUCCGCCCUGGCCUUCCUGCUGUGCUGCGGGCUCCUGUCCUACCUCAGCGCGGCCGACCCGUGGACAGCCCCGAACGGCAGGCCAGCGGAGGAGCAGAAGGGGAGGCCCGCACACCCACCCGUCUUGCCGGCUCCUCGGAAGGCAGAUGCCGACCCGGGACAGGGCCCGCGGCUGCCGCCUCAGAAGCCUCAAAGGCACGUGCGGCGGGGCCCCCCCAACCUGCAGAUCAGAGCGCCCCACAGAGACGCGGGGGACAGGCGGCAGGAGGACGGCCGGAGGGACGAGGCGGCGGACGAGGCUCGCCAGGGAGAAGGCCCGCCGGGGACGGUCGUCAGCUGGCGGGGAGCAGUGAUUGAGCCGGAGCCACGCACCCAGGCGCCUUCCAGGAAGGCAGAGGCCCCUGCCCGGCCCUCUCUGCAGGCCCCCAGGAUUCAGAACCAACGAGCCUCCCCUAACGAGCGCCAGCAGGCCGUCGUGGACGCCUUCCGCCACGCCUGGGCCGGGUACCGCGCGUUUGCCUGGGGCCACGACGAGCUGAAGCCGGUGUCCAAGUCCUUCAGCGAGUGGUUCGGCCUCGGCCUCACGCUGGUCGACUCCCUAGACACCAUGUGGAUCCUGGGUCUGAAGAAAGAAUUCGGAGAAGCCCGGAGGUGGGUGUCCGAGAAGCUGCAGUUUCAGAAGGACGUGGACGUGAACCUGUUUGAGAGCACCAUCCGCAUUCUGGGGGGCCUGCUCAGUGCCUACCACCUGACGGGGGACGCGCUCUUCCUGCAGAAAGCCGAAGACUUUGGGAACCGGCUGAUGCCGGCGUUCCGCACGCCCUCCAAGAUCCCGUACUCCGACGUGAACAUCGGCACCGGCGUGGCCCACCCGCCCUGGUGGACGUCCGACAGCACGGUGGCCGAGGUGACGAGCAUCCAGCUGGAGUUCCGCGAGCUCUCUCGUCUCACGGGCGUCAAGAAAUUCCAGGAGGCCGCGGAGGAGGUGACCCGGCACGUCCACUCCCUGUCGGGGAAGAAGGACGGGCUGGUGCCCAUGUUCAUCAACACGCACAGCGGCCUCUUCACCCACGGAGGCGUGUUCACGCUGGGCGCCCGGGCCGACAGCUACUACGAGUGCCUGCUGAAGCAGUGGAUCCAGGGCCGGCGGCAGGACGCGCGGUUGCGGGACGACUACCUGGAGGCCGUGGAGGGGAUCAGGAGGCACCUGCUGCGCAGAUCGGAGCCCAGCAAGCUCACCUUCGUGGGGGAGCUCGCCCACGGCCGCUUCAGCGCCAAGAUGGACCACCUGGUGUGCUUCCUGCCAGGGACGCUGGCCCUGGGCGCCCACUACGGGCUGCCCGCUGACCACAUGGACCUGGCCCGGGCGCUCAUGGAAACCUGCUACCAGAUGAACAAGCAGAUGGCGACGGGGCUGAGCCCCGAGAUCGCGCACUUCAACCUGCACGCGCAGAAGGACCAGAAGGACGUGCAGGUCAAGCCGGCCGACAGGCACAACCUGCUGCGCCCCGAGACGGUGGAGAGCCUCUUCUACCUGUACCGCCUCACGGGGGACCGCACCUACCAGGACUGGGGCUGGGAGAUCCUGCAGAGCUUCAACGCCUACACGCGGGUCCCCUCGGGCGGCUACUCCUCCAUCAGCAACGUCCAGGACCCGCACAACCCACAGCCCAGGGACAAGAUGGAGAGCUUCUUCCUGGGGGAGACGCUCAAGUACCUGUUCCUGCUCUUCUCUGACGACAUGGAGCUGCUCAGCCUGGACUCCUACGUGUUCAACACCGAGGCCCACCCCCUGCCCAUCUGGGCCCCCGCGUAGGCGGGUCCAUGGGGCGCUGCCCUGGGGUCUCACUUCUGGUGUUGGAGGGGCCUGGCAGCAGGGCCCUGGCCCUGGAUAGGCCCACCCUCCUUUGACCUUGGCCGUGUGGUGUCGGCCCAGCUGGACAGCAGGCCAGGAGGCAGCUGGGCCGGGCCAUACCCGGGCUGUGAGGCGCUGGGUUGGCCGCGGGCAGCAGGUGUCUGCCCAGCUGUGGUUCCCUCGGGACAUCAUCGGGGACCAGGAGGGAGACCAGCGCUGUGCUCAGGGGUCCCGUCCACGGGCCGCCUCCUUCCUGAGGAUCUCGGAUCAUGGCUCACAUUCCUGAAACCUGGACAUCCUGCCAGCCAGCGCACAGGCCUCGGGGGGCCCAGCCUCGGGGUCCCCAGGCCCACAUGUUCAGGGCAACAGCGAGGGACCAGAGUGCAGCUUGGCCUCGGGGUCUGUCUGUGGCCCUGUCCGAGGUUGCGGGGUGUCUGUGGCCCCACUGACCGGGGCACCUGGCUGGCUGUGCUGUUUACGUGUUGGACUCAGGGAUCCCACGGGGCGGCGGGCAGGUGUGCCCUGCGCCCGGCCUCCCGAUGGGACGGACCUUCACUCGGGAUAAAGUAGAUCUGCUCCGCGC